GGGCGGGCGAGCGGCCCGGGGCCAUGUAAAGCGGCAGCGGCCGGUGGGAGCCGAACCGAGCUCGAGCAGAGAAGCCGCCGCUGCCGGCCGGGGAGGCCCUGCAGUGGGGAUCAUGGCGACGUCUAAUCUCUUAAAGAAUAAAGGUUCACUUCAGUUUGAAGACAAAUGGGAUUUCAUGCGCCCAAUCGUUCUGAAACUUCUUCGUCAGGAGUCGGUCACCAAACAGCAAUGGUUCGAUCUGUUUUCAGAUGUACAUGCAGUGUGUUUGUGGGAUGAUAAAGGUCCAGCAAAAAUCCAUCAAGCUCUGAAGGAAGACAUCCUUGAUUUUAUUAAACAGGCACAAGCAAGAGUGCUGAGUCACCAGGAUGAUACAGCUCUGCUCAAAGCCUACAUCGUGGAGUGGCGCAAGUUCUUCACCCAGUGCGACAUUCUGCCCAAGCCCUUCUGUCAGCUGGAGAUCACUCUGAUGGGCAAGCAGGGCAGCAACAAGAAGUCCAACGUGGAAGACAGCAUUGUUCGAAAGCUCAUGCUAGAUACAUGGAAUGAAUCCAUAUUUUCAAAUAUAAAAAACAGACUUCAGGACAGUGCAAUGAAGCUAGUUCAUGCUGAAAGGCUAGGAGAAGCUUUUGACUCCCAGCUCGUUAUUGGAGUUCGAGAAUCAUAUGUUAACCUUUGUUCUAAUCCUGAAGAUAAACUUCAGAUAUAUCGGGAUAACUUUGAAAAGGCAUAUUUGGAUUCUACAGAGAGAUUUUAUAGAACACAGGCUCCUUCUUAUUUACAACAAAACGGUGUACAGAAUUAUAUGAAAUAUGCAGAUGCUAAACUAAAAGAAGAAGAGAAAAGAGCACUACGAUAUUUAGAAACAAGACGUGAAUGUAACUCUGUAGAAGCACUCAUGGAGUGCUGCGUCAAUGCCCUGGUGACAUCUUUUAAAGAGACUAUUUUAGCUGAAUGCCAAGGCAUGAUCAAACGAAAUGAAACAGAAAAGUUGCAUUUAAUGUUUUCACUGAUGGAUAAAGUUCCAAAUGGCAUAGAGCCUAUGCUGAAGGAUUUGGAAGAACAUAUUGUUAGUGCUGGACUUGCAGACAUGGUAGCAGCUGCUGAAACUAUUACUACUGAUUCUGAGAAGUAUGUAGAGCAAUUGCUCACGCUAUUUAAUCGGUUUAGCAAGUUGGUUAAAGAAGCUUUUCAGGAUGAUCCAAGAUUUCUUACUGCCAGAGAUAAGGCAUACAAAGCAGUUGUGAAUGAUGCUACAAUAUUUAAACUUGAAUUGCCAUUGAAGCAAAAGGGUGUUGGAUUGAAAACACAGCCUGAAUCCAAAUGCCCUGAGCUUCUUGCUAAUUACUGUGACAUGUUGCUAAGAAAAACACCACUAAGCAAAAAACUAACCUCUGAAGAAAUUGAAGCAAAGCUUAAAGAAGUGCUUUUGGUACUUAAAUAUGUACAGAAUAAGGACGUUUUCAUGCGAUAUCACAAAGCUCACUUAACGAGACGUCUGAUAUUAGAUAUAUCAGCUGAUAGUGAAAUUGAGGAGAAUAUGGUGGAAUGGCUCAGAGAAGUGGGAAUGCCAGCAGACUAUGUAAACAAGCUGGCUAGAAUGUUCCAGGAUAUCAAAGUCUCUGAAGACUUGAACCAGGCCUUCAAAGAAAUGCACAAAAAUAAUAAGCUUGCUUUACCAGCUGACUCUGUGAAUAUUAAAAUUUUAAAUGCUGGUGCCUGGUCCCGAAGUUCUGAAAAAGUGUUUGUCUCGCUGCCCACGGAAUUAGAAGAUCUCAUCCCAGAGGUCGAAGAAUUUUAUAAAAAGAAUCACAGUGGUAGAAAACUCCACUGGCACCACCUCAUGUCCAAUGGAAUUAUAACAUUUAAGAACGAGGUUGGCCAGUAUGACUUGGAGGUUACAACAUUUCAGCUGGCUGUGCUGUUUGCGUGGAACCAAAGACCCAGAGAGAAGAUCAGCUUUGAAAAUCUUAAACUGGCAACUGAGCUCCCUGAUGCAGAACUUAGGAGGACUUUAUGGUCUCUUGUAGCAUUUCCAAAGCUGAAACGUCAGGUUUUAUUAUAUGAACCUCAAGUCAAUUCACCCAAAGACUUUACAGAAGGAACCCUCUUCUCGGUGAACCAGGAGUUCAGUUUAAUAAAAAACGCUAAAGUUCAGAAAAGGGGCAAGAUAAAUUUGAUUGGUCGAUUGCAACUUACUACAGAGAGGAUGCGGGAAGAGGAGAAUGAAGGAAUAGUCCAGCUAAGAAUAUUGCGAACCCAGGAGGCUAUCAUCCAAAUAAUGAAGAUGCGCAAGAAAAUUACUAAUGCCCAGCUUCAGACUGAACUGGUAGAAAUAUUGAAAAACAUGUUCUUGCCACAAAAGAAAAUGAUAAAAGAGCAAAUUGAAUGGCUUAUAGAGCACAAAUAUAUCAGAAGAGAUGAGUCGGAUAUCAACACCUUUAUAUACAUGGCAUAAUUGGAGGACUCUGCGGGAUGCUGAGAACAUAAAUGGAAGGGUGCUUGGACAGACAGCUGCAACAGUUUGUGCUGCAGAAGGACUUGUUUUGACUUUCGUUACAUAUUAAAAUCCCUGCCUUACCUUACAGAGGACUAUAUUUUGCCAAUCUCAUUCAGCUAGCAUGAUGGCAUUCCCUUCAUGUUGCACACUUUUAACAGCAUGCUGUUUUGUGGGAAACUUGCAUUCAUGAAGAGCCCAUUGUGAACUUUUUAAAGUAGAUUUGAUUUACACCCACCAGGAAGAAUACAGGUUUGGGUUUUUAGAUGACCAGUACUUGCACAAGGAAAAAAUAUUCAAAUAUUCAUGCACUGAGGAACUGCUAUUAGUUUUGUUUUGGGUUUGUUUUUGUUUUGUUUGGUUUUGAUUUUUGGGUUGUUGGUUUGUUUUUUUUUUUAAUGCAAUUAGGACUAGAAGUAGCACUUUCACUUUUGUGUUUUGGAUCAACAGAGUAAUGUACUGUCCAUCUCUGAUCCUUUUCAUGUAAUAACAUUUGAGAGACACAAACACAUGCGUCACAACUGAUCCGUAUUUGUUACAGUUAAAACCUGUUUGCUAGAGCAGUGCUUCAAUCUAGUAACUGGAUUUUAAUAAUUAACAUAUUAAGUGACACAAAAGUAA
This is a messenger RNA of Melospiza georgiana, 3115 nucleotides long. It is a transcript of the gene CUL5, whose product is annotated as cullin 5. Gene Ontology annotation, biological process: SCF-dependent proteasomal ubiquitin-dependent protein catabolic process; protein ubiquitination. The transcript is spliced from 19 exons. Gene Ontology annotation, cellular component: SCF ubiquitin ligase complex; Cul5-RING ubiquitin ligase complex. Bases 113 to 2455 code for a protein of 780 amino acids. NCBI's taxonomy places the organism in Eukaryota, Metazoa, Chordata, Aves, Passeriformes, Passerellidae. Gene Ontology annotation, molecular function: ubiquitin protein ligase binding. The record is from RefSeq and is a predicted model, not a curated record.